AUGGGACAGCGACUGGUGGGCACGGACGAGGAGCUGCAGCAGAAGCUGGCGCAGGAGAUGCUCCGAGAGAAGAAGAGCUUCAAGAUCAGCAUUCACCUGGCUACAUCCCUCCCCCUACCUUCGGAGAGGGAUCACCUUCGGCCCAGGAUUGAUCUGCUUGUGUUUAUGAUUGACAUUAAGAGCAAGUACAGCUUAAAGAAUGUUGAAGAUUCCCUAGCUUAUGUGGAUGCCAGCUUCUUCCUGGGGAAAGUUUACUUUCUUGUCACCGGAGUUGGCAGGGUGAAUUCCUGCAGCGUGGAGAUGAAUGCCAUCUGGAAACUGGGAGAAGCCUACUGCAGUCCUGUGCUAUUCUGUGAGUUGGAGUUGGAUGGGGUUCGAGUUGCCACUGCUCAGAGACUUCUCCGAAUACUAGAGAUCUGUGCUGGUCAUGUACCAGGAGUUUCUGCCUUGUCCUUUGGCUUACUGAUGAAGAACUCUGCUGAUUACUAGCUUCUCAUUGUGCAGCGCUCUAGCUGUGUGUGCUGUUUUGCUUAGCUUGUUUCUGACAUCUGUCUGUGAGCAGGAAAAAGCAGAAAGCAGCACUGCAGGCUUCAUCAGCUGUGAGUGUUGGCAGUCCUUGCAAAGACAACUCAGCAAGCCACAAAGCCUGUAUCCUUGCUCAGGGGACACACAUCCUAGCUCCAGUUGUAUUGUUGCUGGCAGGGGAGGGCUAGGAUGUUUGUCAGCUGGAACAAAAGGAGAUAAGGCAUUCAGCUGUGUUAUGGUGCCCA
Molecule: messenger RNA, 770 nt
Organism: Chaetura pelagica (chimney swift)
Lineage: Eukaryota; Metazoa; Chordata; Aves; Apodiformes; Apodidae
Gene: CENPM
Product: centromere protein M
Exons: 7
Coding region: 1-489 (162 amino acids)
Source: RefSeq, a predicted model, not a curated record